Molecule: messenger RNA, 3270 nt
Organism: Alligator mississippiensis (American alligator)
Lineage: Eukaryota; Metazoa; Chordata; Crocodylia; Alligatoridae
Gene: CUL2
Product: cullin 2
Exons: 20
Coding region: 173-2173 (666 amino acids)
Biological process (GO): SCF-dependent proteasomal ubiquitin-dependent protein catabolic process; protein ubiquitination
Cellular component (GO): SCF ubiquitin ligase complex; Cul2-RING ubiquitin ligase complex
Molecular function (GO): ubiquitin protein ligase binding
Source: RefSeq, a predicted model, not a curated record
UUUUGCGGCAACGGAAGUCGGGAUGAAUUUGGGCCCUCCGCGCUCGCCGUAGUGCGGCCUGUACUAAGCCCCUCUCUGCGCGGGGGGGGGCGAGUCCUCGCCCGGCCCGUUCCCUCUCGCCCCGGCCGCUGUCGGGGGGAGCCCGGCGGGCGAUUAACACUAAAGCCCCACGAUGUCCCUGAAACCACGAGUAGUGGACUUUGAUGAAACAUGGAAUAAACUUUUAACAACAAUUAAAGCUGUUGUUAUGUUGGAUUACGUUGAAAGAGCAACGUGGAAUGACCGUUUUUCAGACAUUUACGCUUUGUGUGUGGCAUAUCCUGAACCUCUUGGAGAGAGACUUUAUACCGAAACAAAAAUUUUUUUGGAAAAUCAUGUACACCUUUUGCACAAGAGAGUUUUGGACUCUGAAGAACAAGUACUGGUUAUGUAUCAUAGAUACUGGGAAGAAUAUAGUCAAGGAGCAGACUACAUGGACUGUUUAUACAGGUAUCUCAACACACAGUUUAUUAAGAAGAACAAAUUGACUGAAGCUGAUCUUCAGUAUGGCUAUGGAGGUGUGGAUAUGAAUGAACCACUGAUGGAAAUAGGAGAGCUAGCACUUGAUAUGUGGAGGAAAUUAAUGAUUGAGCCGCUACAGGCCAUCCUCAUUCGAAUGCUCCUCCGAGAAAUCAAAAAUGAUCGCUGUGGAGAAGACCCAAACCAGAAAGUAAUCCAUGGGGUUAUUAACUCCUUUGUUCAUGUUGAACAGUAUAAGAAAAAAUUCCCCCUAAAGUUUUAUCAGGAAAUUUUUGAGUGUCCUUUUCUGAAUGAAACAGGGGAGUAUUAUAAACAAGAAGCUUCAAAUUUAUUGCAGGAGUCCAACUGUUCACAGUACAUGGAAAAGGUUUUAGGUAGAUUAAAAGAUGAAGAAAUGCGAUGUCGGAAAUACUUACAUCCCAGCUCAUAUGGCAAAGUGAUACAUGAAUGCCAACAGCGAAUGGUGGCAGAUCACUUGCAGUUUCUACAUGCAGAAUGUCAUAAUAUCAUCAGACAAGAGAAAAGAAGUGACAUGGCAAAUAUGUACACCCUUCUUCGAGCUGUGUCAAGUGGUUUACCUCAUAUGAUUCAGGAACUACAAAAUCAUAUCCAUGAUGAGGGCCUUAGAGCAACCAGCAAUCUUUCUCAGGAAAAUAUGCCAACUCAGUUUGUGGAGUCAGUUUUGGAAGUACACAGUAAAUUUGUUCAACUCAUCAACACUGUUCUGAAUGGUGAUCAACAUUUCAUGAGUGCCCUUGAUAAGGCUCUGACAUCUGUAGUAAAUUAUAGAGAACCCAAGUCAAUCUGCAAAGCACCUGAGCUGCUGGCCAAGUACUGUGACAACCUGCUGAAGAAAUCGGCAAAAGGAAUGACAGAGAAUGAAGUGGAAGACAAACUUACAAGCUUCAUUACUGUUUUCAAAUACAUUGAUGACAAAGACGUAUUCCAAAAGUUCUAUGCCAGAAUGUUGGCAAAACGAUUAAUUCAUGGUUUGUCUAUGUCUAUGGACUCUGAAGAAGCUAUGAUUAAUAAACUAAAGCAAGCCUGUGGUUAUGAGUUUACCAGCAAACUCCAUCGAAUGUAUACAGACAUGAGUGUUAGUGCUGACCUCAACAAUAAAUUCAACAACUUUAUUAAAAACCAGGACACCAUUAUAGAUUUGGGAAUUAGUUUUCAGAUAUAUGUUCUACAGGCUGGUGCAUGGCCUCUAACUCAGGCUCCUUCAUCUACAUUUGCAAUUCCUCAGGAACUGGAAAAAAGUGUACAGAUGUUUGAAUUAUUUUACAGUCAGCAUUUCAGUGGGAGAAAGCUUACUUGGUUACAUUAUCUUUGUACAGGUGAAGUUAAAAUGAACUAUUUGUGCAAACCAUAUGUAGCCAUGGUCACAACAUACCAAAUGGCAGUACUACUUGCCUUCAACAACAGUGAAACUGUCAGUUACAAAGAGCUUCAGGAUAGCACACAAAUGAAUGAGAAGGAGCUGACAAAAACCAUCAAAUCGUUACUUGAUGUCAAAAUGAUCAACCACGAUUCAGAUAAGGAAGAUAUAGAGGCAGAGUCUACAUUUUCAUUAAAUAUGAACUUCAGCAGUAAACGAACAAAAUUUAAAAUUACCACGUCAAUGCAAAAAGACACGCCACAGGUUGCUGCUUGAAAGGAUAUCUGAAUCCAGAGGUGACAGGACAAGGAGAUGGGGCUUUCAGUCUCUGAGUAGGUGUGGAUGAACUACUUACCACAAGGUAAAAAGUGGGGGGUAUUUACUGUAAAUCAGUUACUCUGUGGUAACUGCCUGUUUGCACACUCUUACCUUGCAGCAGCUGAAAUGUAAUAGCUUAGCCUUCAUUGAGAUUUCAUCUACUGUGUGGUAAGAAUAAGCAUGCAGACAAUUUCUGCAGACCCACAGAACAUGGUAAAUCCCUGCUACCUUUUACCUACUGGUAAAUGGUUUGGCUGCCCAGGUUUUGUAAAUGUCUUUAAAAAAAUGUUUUUUAAAGUAAUUUUAAAAAAUGAAAUAGCUGAUUUUUUUAAGACAAUAAAAAUGUUUCCAUAAAACCUUCCUGCUAGUCUCUUCUUACUAAGGACUGUUUUCCUGGCAGAAGAAAUAAUCUCAGAAGCUAAAUUUAAAAUCAGUGACAUUGUAAGACAUGCAUUGGUCAGCUGUUGGUGUAUUUCUCAAGAGUGUGAUUGAAGGUAUUCACACUCCAAAGCCAACCUAAAGUCUUCAUCAUUUCUCAGAUAAUGCAUUUCCUGAUAUGUUAUAACAUGUGGAGGCUUAGCUAAUUUGGCUGCUGUUAGUAAAAACAUCCUAGGCUUUUGCAAAAGUAGAUUUUCUCCUUCAAGUGACUGUUCAUAUGCACAUUCACUGCAGAGAGCAGGUGCAUCUCAUGCACCUGCAGUGAGGCCAAUAGUACCUAGCCACCCUCCGUACCAUGCACCAAGUGUGUAGUAGGUCAUAGUGUUCUUUAGUUCUCCCCAGCAAGGUCUCUGUUUCAGAUAGCUGCAGCAACUCUUAACUCCUUUAACUUUAGAUAAUUUAACCAGUUAAUCAGGAGAGCUGGGUUUCCCUUUUGGCAGUUGGCAACCUGAUGAUUUAAAGAAGUGACUUCUUCUAGGUCAUGUGGCUUCAAGUAUUGCACCUUAUUCUAGGAGGCUGUUGUGGCAAUUGGUUAACAGUAAAUUCCUAUACUGCCUUGGGGGGUGUAGGUUGUAGCUGUGUUGGUCUAAGGACACAGGCAGACAAGGUUCUUUGGG